Molecule: messenger RNA, 2647 nt
Organism: Microcebus murinus (gray mouse lemur)
Lineage: Eukaryota; Metazoa; Chordata; Mammalia; Primates; Cheirogaleidae
Gene: KCTD6
Product: potassium channel tetramerization domain containing 6
Biological process (GO): protein homooligomerization
Molecular function (GO): protein binding
Source: RefSeq, a predicted model, not a curated record
CUCCUGAAUAGUUAGUUGGGACUACAGGCAUGCUGCACGAUACCUGGCUAAUUUUUCUAUUUUUAUUAGAGAUGGGGACUUGCUCUUGCCACCACAGUUGGCGGAAAAGCAUUUUAAAGGGCUACCUGGAAACUCUGGGAUGGCAGUAGUUAUAGGGUUGAAGGUUUAUAUUGCAGUGUACAGGUUAUAUAGGAGUAUGUCUUUCGCCCUGGGGAAUUUUUAGUCUGCAGCAGAAAUGAUAAACCAGAAAUGUUUGUGUUAAAUUAGUUCAUUAUAGCCAUUAAGUCUGUAAUUGCAAUUCUGCAGUGGUGAGAAGAGUGGCAUUUAGGGGUUCGUAUGUUGUUUUUAAAGUUGUUAAUUUACUGAAUUGUGCAUUCUUCAGGUUUGCUACUUUAGAAAAUGUGUAAAUUCUUUUAAGACUUCUAUAAAUUCUUCAGUAUAUGUUUUCCUUAACUUAGUUAUCUGCUAACAGUACACUGUCAGAGUUUAUACAUGAGUUGCAAUAACCUUUGAAGCUUAAACAUAGGUGAAUUUUCAGUGCUGUUUUAUAUCUUGGGGGGAUGGUUAGUGUUGUUUCCACAAGAAUUUUAUUUGCAUCAAAGAUAAGAUCUUUUCAUAUGAACCAUUUUCAAGUGAAUGGAUUUUACAGGGCCAGAAACCUUUCUUUGAACUUUAUAGUUGUUUGUGCUUGGUUGUAUACACUGUUUAAAAAUGAUGUUUAGUAAGGAAAGUCACUGUAAAGGAAAACUUUUUACAUUGUUACCUUCAUAAUCUCCAUUCCUGGCAAAUAUUCUGAAAUGUUAGAUAUUUCUUUGCCUUCAUCAAGUAAAACAGGCCCAUUUGAUGCCCAUUUCAAGAUCUUCUUUCUGCUGCCUAUCUUGUGGUCAUUUAACUUCUCAUCAAGCCCUCCAUAGGACACUGUGCCAAAAGGGAGAAAAGAUGAAAAGCAAAUGAAUCAUUUUCUAAUUGUUAGUAGCUCUGGAAAACGAUUUAGUAGAAGAGACUGAAACUAUUCUGGAAAUUCUUUGGGAUUAUGUUUUAUUCCAUUCAUCUGCAUUGUCUCUCAGAUAUUCCUAAUGGUCAUCAGGUCAGAAUUCAGAGGCUGAUUACGAUCCAGCUAUUGGAUAGCCAGGUUUCAUCUUUGUACCAGAACCUUGGCUUUUGCUGUGAAACAGAUUCAGAGUUUUCCUGGGAACCUGGGCUCUUGGAGACACAGCGCUGGAGCAGAUGGAUAAUGGAGACUGGGGCUAUAUGAUGACUGACCCAGUCACGUUAAAUGUAGGUGGACACUUGUAUACAACCUCUCUCACCACAUUGACGCGUUACCCGGAUUCCAUGCUUGGAGCUAUGUUUGGGGGGGACUUCCCCACAGCUCGAGACCCUCAAGGCAAUUACUUCAUUGAUCGAGAUGGACCUCUUUUCCGAUAUGUCCUCAACUUCUUAAGAACUUCAGAGUUGACUUUACCCCUGGAUUUUAAGGAAUUUGAUCUGCUUCGGAAGGAAGCAGAUUUUUACCAGAUUGAGCCGUUGAUUCAGUGUCUCAAUGACCCUAAGCCUUUGUAUCCUAUGGAUACUUUUGAAGAAGUUGUGGAACUAUCUAGUACUCGGAAGCUUUCUAAGUACUCCAAUCCAGUGGCUGUCAUUAUAACCCAAUUAACCAUCACCACCAAGGUCCAUUCCUUGCUAGAAGGCAUCUCAAAUUAUUUUACCAAGUGGAAUAAACACAUGAUGGACACCAGGGACUGUCAGGUUUCCUUUACUUUUGGACCCUGUGAUUAUCACCAGGAAGUUUCUCUUAGGGUCCACCUGAUGGAAUACAUUACAAAACAAGGUUUCACGAUCCGCAACACCCGAGUGCAUCACAUGAGUGAGCGGGCCAACGAGAACACAGUGGAGCACAACUGGACUUUCUGUAGACUUGCCCGGAAGACAGAUGACUGAUUUCCAACCCGGAGAGAGGUUUCUGGAAACUGACUCUCCAGGAAAUGGAAGAGACUGAUUUUUUUUUUUUAAAUCACAGUGUGAGAUUUUUUUUCUUUUAAAUAUUUGUAUUUAUUUGAAGGCAGUGAGGCCCAGAAGGAAGUUUUGUGCUUUAGCAGACUCCUCCAUGUUUUGUUCCCUUCACCCUGAGUAUGCAUGUGCCUGUUCAGAGUCUCCAGAUACCUUUUUUAUAAAAAGAAGUCUGAAAAUCAUUAUGGUAUAUAAUCCUUAACAGAGCUUUUUUUAUUACAGUGCUAAAAUGAUUUCUGAUAAAAUGGUCUAGAAGGCUAAAAAUAUAGGAAUGAAAGAAUAAACAGAGUACUCAUGAUGCCUUUGAGAAAAAUCAAAGCAUCAUGUAGUGUGACCUAGUUUCCAAAACAAUAAGUAGUAUUGUAAUAUUAAAGGAAAACUGUUCCAAUCACUUAAAAGUACUUAUUAAGUACUGCUUUUUACAGUUAUGGCAACUGUUUCUUUCUAUGCAUAUAAAUCAAGGAACCAAAUAUCAUCUGUAGCCAUGGAAAUGUCUAACUAGAAAUAUUUAUAUUGGAUUCUGAAUACAAAAUGUCCCUGUGGUAGAAAUCUUCUUAUGCCUGGUGCAGUAUAAUUCCCAAGUGUACUGUUGACCAGAAAAAAAAAAAACACCUAAUAAAUGAAAUAUGAAAAUUAA